Molecule: messenger RNA, 303 nt
Organism: Dibothriocephalus latus
Lineage: Eukaryota; Metazoa; Platyhelminthes; Cestoda; Diphyllobothriidea; Diphyllobothriidae
Source: the annotation of a GenBank genome assembly
AUGCAGAGGCUGUGGAAUAACAAGGCGCCUGGAGAGGACGGUACCCCUGCAGAAGUCUAUAAAUCUUGCGUCGACACUCUGGCUCCCUGGGUUAAUGAGGUGAUUGGACAGGAGUGCAGAGACGAGGCCGUUCCCGACGACUGCGGCUCAACCAUCCUUGUACGAGUUUACAAGAAGCGAGAUAAGGCAAGAUGCGAGAACUUUUGCGGCAUAAGUCUUAUCGACAUUGCUGCGGGAUAUUUCGCUUUUGUUAUUCUCAGGUGGUUCCAACCUGUGUGUGACUCUAGGAAGCGGCCCAACUAA